CAGCCUCGCCCAGUGUUGGGAGGGGGAAGAAUGAGCCGGGCGGGCUGCUGUGGGCUGAGUGGACUGAGUGAGGCCCCGGGAGUUUGCUGCCUGAAACCCAGAGCCUGUUCAGUGGAUCCUGCAAAUCUCAACUGCUACCAUGGCAUACCCUCUGGAGAAGGCCCUGGAUGUGAUGGUGUCUACCUUCCACAAGUACUCGGGCAAGGAAGGUGACAAGUUCAAGCUCAAUAAGUCAGAGCUAAAGGACCUGCUGACCCGGGAGAUGCCCAGCUUCUUGGGGAAAAGGACAGAUGAAGCAGCAUUCCAGAAGCUGAUGAGCAACUUAGACAGCAACAAGGACAACGAGGUGGACUUCCAGGAGUACUGUGUCUUCCUCUCCUGCAUCGCCAUGAUGUGCAACGAGUUCUUCGAGGGCUUCCCCGACAAGCUGCCCCGGAAGAAAUGAGGGCCCCUCAGAUGCGGUGGGGGCCUGCCAGCUGGAGUUUCCCCUGUGGGCAGUGAGCACAAAGCCUCGCCCUGGCUCCUCCGGAUGUGUGCAGGAUGCUGAGCAAAUUCAAUAAAGAUUUUUGAAAACUA
Messenger RNA from Phyllostomus hastatus (greater spear-nosed bat), 576 nucleotides. Its product is annotated as protein S100-A4. The record is from RefSeq and is a predicted model, not a curated record. Gene Ontology annotation, molecular function: calcium ion binding; RAGE receptor binding; transition metal ion binding. Gene Ontology annotation, biological process: positive regulation of canonical NF-kappaB signal transduction. The transcript has 3 exons. Bases 140 to 445 code for a protein of 101 amino acids. Gene Ontology annotation, cellular component: cytoplasm; nucleus; perinuclear region of cytoplasm. Lineage: Eukaryota; Metazoa; Chordata; Mammalia; Chiroptera; Phyllostomidae.